AUGUUUAAAUCUGCAAGUCUAUUUAUAACUUAUCUAACAUUAUAUUUAUUAAUUAAUAUUGAAUGUUUUAUAAUACCCCAAAUAUCUGGAAUGGAAAAACGAUAUGAAUCAAUCCCAUUUAUACCACAUUCUAAAUUAAAUGUUAAUAGAAGAACAUCAUACAACAAUUUAUUUGAUUUCGAUUUACUAAGAGAUAAACGGUUUGGAAAUACAAGAUAUGGAAGAAAUUUGAAUACUGAUUAUUCGUCAAUCAAUAACAGAAAUUUACAGCAACUAAAGAAAUUACAAAUAAUACCAGACGAUUAG
This is a messenger RNA of Didymodactylos carnosus, 306 nucleotides long. The record is from the annotation of a GenBank genome assembly. Lineage: Eukaryota; Metazoa; Rotifera; Eurotatoria; Philodinida; Philodinidae.